This is a messenger RNA of Lolium rigidum, 1439 nucleotides long. RefSeq names its product G-type lectin S-receptor-like serine/threonine-protein kinase At1g34300. The record is from RefSeq and is a predicted model, not a curated record. NCBI's taxonomy places the organism in Eukaryota, Viridiplantae, Streptophyta, Magnoliopsida, Poales, Poaceae. Gene Ontology annotation, molecular function: ATP binding; protein kinase activity. Bases 84 to 1370 code for a protein of 428 amino acids. The transcript has 2 exons. Gene Ontology annotation, biological process: protein phosphorylation.
UCUGUAGAAUUAUCAUUGCAUGUUUUUUGGCCCAAUCUCGUUUCUUCUCCAUCUCUUUAUUCCCCCAAAACCGUUUCAUCAAUAUGUCAGAAGACGCUCCUGGCGACCUCUUCAAAUCCUUCAGUAUCAUCAUCGCCGUUGUGUCGGUUCUGAGCAUCUUGGCAACCGUCGCCAUAGUCUACUUCGUUUGCAGAUACUUCAAGAAGAACGGCUUCCCCGCAAUCAAUAUCAACACGAGCGCCCCGCCGGCAGCCGCGGCGAGUACGGCGCUGUACGCCGUGGUUCCGGACUCGCAGAUAAGAGAGGCCACCGUCGAGAGGUUCCUCAACGUGAUCGCCGGCGAGAAGCCCAUCCGGUUCACCCCGCAGCAGCUCUCCGGCUUCACCAACAACUACUCGGUUCGGCUCGGAGCCGGUGGGUUCGGUGCCGUCUACAAGGGCAUGCUCCCCAACGGGCUCAUGGUCGCCGUCAAGCGUCUCCACGCCGGCAACGACGACAGGACCUCGCAGGAGCAAUUCAUGGCGGAGGUGGGAACCAUCGGGAGGACGCACCACAUAAACCUCGUCAGGCUCUUCGGCUUCUGCUACGACGCCGAGGUGCGAGCGCUGGUGUACGAGUACAUGGAGCACGGCGCGCUCGACUCCUACCUGUUCGACCGGAGCCGCCAUCACAUGGUCGGCUUCACCACGCUGCACGCCAUGGCCGUCGGCAUCGCGAGGGGGCUCCGGUACCUCCACGAGGAGUGCCAGCAGAAGAUCGUGCACUACGACAUCAAGCCCGGCAACGUGCUCCUCGACGGCGGCCUCACCCCGAAGGUGGCCGACUUCGGCCUCGCGCGGCUGCUGAACCGGGCGGACACGCACAUGACCGUCUCCGGGAUGCGCGGCACACCCGGGUACGCGGCGCCGGAGAUGUGGAUGCAGGCCGGCGCCACCGAGAAGUUCGACGUCUACAGCUUCGGCAUCCUCCUGUUCGAGAUCCUCGGCCGGAGGAGGAAUUUCGACGACGCCGCGCCGGAGAGCCAGCAGUGGUUCCCCAAGGUGGCGUGGACAAAGUACGAGAGCGGCGUGCUUACUGAGAUCGUGGAGGGUUGUGACGGCGAGGACGGUCAGGAUAAAUUAGAGACGGUGGAGAGGAUGUGCAAGGUGGCCUUCUGGUGCGUGCAGCAACAGCCGGAGACGAGGCCGCCAAUGGGCCUGGUGGUGAAGAUGCUCGAAGGAGAGAUGGACAUUGCUCCGCCGGAAAACCCGUUCCAGCAUCUCAUGGCAGCGCCGAUGGCGGCAAACCGGUGGACUUCCGGGACGAGCAGCGCAAACACGGUCUCAACAUCGGCAAAUAGUGUUUCUCAAGGUAGCCUAGAUAUCGUCUAGCAUUCACGCUUUACAACUGGCUCAAUCUUCUUUUCGAAAAGAAAUGGUUGGCAAUAUUGAAGAGCGUCA